Molecule: messenger RNA, 1305 nt
Organism: Alosa alosa (allis shad)
Lineage: Eukaryota; Metazoa; Chordata; Actinopteri; Clupeiformes; Clupeidae
Gene: terb2
Product: telomere repeat binding bouquet formation protein 2
Exons: 7
Coding region: 299-1015 (238 amino acids)
Biological process (GO): meiotic attachment of telomere to nuclear envelope; homologous chromosome pairing at meiosis
Cellular component (GO): nuclear inner membrane
Source: RefSeq, a predicted model, not a curated record
UAGAACUAUCAGCUGUAGAUUGGAAUGUAAUGCAACUACAACUGGCAGCAGUAGCUAAUCAAAUGAGCUCAUUUGGAUAUUCCCUAAAUGAAUUGUCUGUUCCAGUAUUAUAAUCGUAAUCAAAUAAUAUUUAGACAGCAGGAUUCCUGAAGAUUGUUCUCACGAUGGUGAGCGAAGUUAAGGAAUCAGUUCGUUUAUUUAACAGCUAGUCAGGGAACGUUAGCAAGCAUUGUUAGCCCAGGUGUUCUAGCACAAGUUUACAGAAUUUGAAGUAUAUGUUUGUUCAACGUCAAGUAAUAUGUUUAGAAACAAGACAGCGUGGUUUUCCAAUAGUGUCAAGAGGGGAAUUCGUAGUGUUUGGGUUCGUGAAGGAGGGCACAUUGUUGCCUGGAGGAGGGCAUCUUACCUGUUCAGUGAUGAUGCCUCAUGCCCGGACACCCACAGAAUAUUUUUGAGCAGAGAGUAUUUGGAAGGCGAAUUGACUGUUUUCCACAGUUCUUUUAUCACUGUGUGUGAUGUGCGUCAGAGUGUGAAGUCUGUGCCCAUCGGACACUAUGUGCUUCCACCAGUACCUGUCCAGCAAGAGGUCAAAGCAAAGAUCGGUAGAUUCAUAUGGGAGCAAGAAGACCUCACAGAAGGGACUGAGGUGCAGGAGUUACAGAGUCAGAGAAGAGGCCAUGGAGAUAGUGCAGCUUCUAAGCAAAGGAGUGAAAUGAGCGUGGACAAGGUCCUCAUGAGUCUGGACGAGCUGCUGAUGGCCUCAGGGCGGGAGGACGCCGCAUGCUGUGAGGUGCAGCACUACCCCGUCAACAACAUGGUCUCAGGAUAUGUGGCCUUAGACCAGCUGAAGAGGUACAACGGGGAGCUGCACGACUUCCUUCCUGGUCAGGGGGGCUACUCCGUCAGCGUCCGCAGCAAGAGAUGUCACCUCACAGCAGGACAUCCACAAGACCGGGCCAAAAAAGUAGCAAAAUUGCCUCCAAGAGAGUCUCCCACAAGCUCUGACAAGAUGUAAGAUUUCAGACCUAAUCUGCUGUGAAGGUCUUAGCACUUGCAGAUGGUACAGUAAACAUAGUGUAUCUACAUGUCUACUUGGUAUGGUUCAAUGAUCGAUUUCCAUAGCAUAUUUUAAAACUGGUGAGAGCGAUGUAUUUUCAGUAUUGUCUGAUUCAUAUUUGUUAAUUCUUUAAAAGAAAGGGGGGAAGGAUCAGACAUUUGUUUUAGUCAUGUGAAUACAAUUAUAUUGUAACCACCAAAAUAUGGAAAUAUCCUAGUCACAUUAAAUAAAAUGCUUGUUUUGUUUUA